This is a messenger RNA of Salvelinus namaycush (lake trout), 1032 nucleotides long. RefSeq names its product parapinopsin-like. The transcript has 5 exons. NCBI's taxonomy places the organism in Eukaryota, Metazoa, Chordata, Actinopteri, Salmoniformes, Salmonidae. Bases 1 to 1032 code for a protein of 343 amino acids. Gene Ontology annotation, biological process: visual perception; G protein-coupled receptor signaling pathway; phototransduction. Gene Ontology annotation, cellular component: membrane; photoreceptor outer segment. Gene Ontology annotation, molecular function: G protein-coupled receptor activity. The record is from RefSeq and is a predicted model, not a curated record.
AUGAUGCAGCUGCCAGCCUCUCUCCCCAACGCUUCGUCCUACCUGGGACCGUCCCCCGAGGGCGAGGCGCUCCUGCCCCGAGCCGGCUUCAUCACCCUCUCCAUCGUCAUGGCUAUGUUCACCGUACCGGCCAUCGUGUUGAACUCCACGGUGAUCGUGGUGUCGCUGAUGAACAAGCAGCUGAGGCAACCUCUGAACUACGCCCUGGUCAACAUGGCCGUAGCUGACCUGGGGACAGCGCUGACUGGUGGGGUUCUGUCUGUGGUCAACAACGCUCUGGGGUACUUCUCCCUGGGACGGACCGGCUGUAUCAUAGAGGGAUUCUCUGUGGCUCUGUUUGGUAUCACGUCACUGUGCACGGUAGCUCUGAUUGCCAUAGAGAGGAUGUUUGUGGUGAGCAAGCCGCUAGGACCAAUCUCUUUCCAGACAAAGCAUGCGGUUGGGGGUGUGGCCUUGUCAUGGGUUUGGUCUCUCAUCUGGAACACCCCGCCCCUAUUCGGCUGGGGAAGGUACGAGCUGGAGGGUGUGGGGACGUCGUGUGCCCCGGACUGGCACAACCGGGACCCCAAUAAUGUGUCAUAUAUCCUGUGCUACUUCCUGCUGUGUUUCGCCGUGCCCUUCCUCAUCAUCGUGGCCUCUUACUCUAAACUCAUUUACACCUUAAGACAGGUCUCUGCAAUGGGCUGUAUAGAAGGGGGUGCAGCAGCCAAGGCGGAGGCUAAGGUGGCCCGCAUGGUGGUUCUGAUGGUGGUUACUUUCCUGAUCAGCUGGCUGCCCUAUGCUACCCUGGCCCUCGUGGUGGUCUCCCACCCUGAUGCCCACAUCAGCCCUCUGCUGGGCACCGUGCCAGUCUACCUGGCCAAGAGCAGCACCGUGUACAACCCUCUCAUCUACCUCUAUAUGAACAAACAGUUCCGGAGAUAUGCAGUGCCCUUCCUGCUCUGUGGGAGGGACCCAUGGCCAUCUGAGGAGGAGGGGUCAGAGAUGCAGACCACUGUGGCAACCAUCAACAACAGAGUCUCCCCCAGUUGA